Molecule: messenger RNA, 613 nt
Organism: Rana temporaria (common frog)
Lineage: Eukaryota; Metazoa; Chordata; Amphibia; Anura; Ranidae
Product: cystatin-SN-like
Exons: 3
Coding region: 66-461 (131 amino acids)
Molecular function (GO): cysteine-type endopeptidase inhibitor activity
Source: RefSeq, a predicted model, not a curated record
UAUAUGGCUGUGUUUCCCUCGCCCACAACCUCUGUCAGAGAGUGGUGGUGAUUGUGGAAACCAUCAUGGCUGGUCUUGGAGCUCUUAUCAUAUUCUUGCUGUGGGCCCCCCUGUCUCUCAGCCAGGGUAUCCAAGGAGGGUGGGAACCCGCUGACAAAAACAGCAAGGCUGUGCAAGACAUAGCGGUAUUCUGUGUCUCUCAGUACAACAAGAAUAGCGAUGGUAACAACCUAGCCAAGAUGAUUUCCCUUGAAGACGCUUCUCAGCAGGUAGUGGCUGGGAUGAACUAUGACCUGACCAUAGUGCUGGUACAAACACAAUGCAAGAAGAACAGUAAAAAUUCUCCAUCUUGUGAGAAGCCAUCAUCCAAGUGUCAUAUUGAAAGGUGUGUUUGCUCGGUGUAUGAUGUACCCUAUGAAAAGAAAAGGACACUUAGUAGCCUGAAGUGUACAGUUCUAUAAAGUCUUCCUGGAAAACGGUUUCCCCGUGUCUUCCUGCUGAAUAACGUGGCUACUAGUACUGUGAAUGUAAUCAUUUUCAAAGUGUUUCUUAGAUACAUUCCUAAAUUUGAAUGUUGCCCGUAAGUGAAAACAGUUUGAGGCAACCACCUGUC